This is a messenger RNA of Hyaloscypha bicolor E, 561 nucleotides long. RefSeq lists its product as uncharacterized. The transcript is spliced from 3 exons. The coding region runs from base 1 to 561 and encodes 186 amino acids. NCBI's taxonomy places the organism in Eukaryota, Fungi, Ascomycota, Leotiomycetes, Helotiales, Hyaloscyphaceae. The record is from RefSeq and is a predicted model, not a curated record.
AUGGAAAGCUUCCUUAGAUCCGUGAAGACUACGGCCCGCGGUCCGAUUCUCGACGAAAUCAACGGGUACUUCAAAAAUACCCUGAUGAAAUUCGACAAUUUCAUCCGUGGAAGGAGUGAUAAGAUCCAGACUCUUGUUAGCGAUAAUUGGGACGCGGAUCACGCUGCCAUUCAAGAGUGUUUGGGCAGACUUGUGCCGGGUUUGCAGGCUACCAUGUGCAACUCAGCUUGCCUCAUCGCCAGCGCUCUCGUCGCUCCCUAUGCGUUCAGUCCCUCCGGUCAACGCAUCCACGAAAAUGAUGAAAGCCGCGCCGAAGAGACCAAGCUCAGGAAGGACAACGAACGCCUCAUGAGCCUCGAAUUCGAGCGUCUGUACGGUGAGGUCAAGCAGAAGAAGAACAGCAACAAGCAAAAAUUCCAUGCAUCCGAUACAAGGAUCGCAAAGAAAUAUAAGGAAAGAGUUGACGAGGAAGAUGUUGAGCACAGAGGAGAGGACAUGGGAGAGGACGAGAUGGAGGACGAUUCUGUCACUCCGCUCUCGGCGACAACUGAGGAGCCUUAG